Molecule: messenger RNA, 385 nt
Organism: Closterium sp. NIES-65
Lineage: Eukaryota; Viridiplantae; Streptophyta; Zygnematophyceae; Desmidiales; Closteriaceae
Source: the annotation of a GenBank genome assembly
GAAUCUGUAUGACGAUGGCUUAACUGGGUCCAUUCCUGAUUCCAUUAGUGCCUUGGACAGGCUAACCUAUCUUGAUAUUAGCCAGAACAACCUCGCUGGCCAACUCCCACCAGCAAUUGGCAGUCUCACUCAUCUUUCAUACCUUGACAUCAGCCAGAACAACCUCACUGGCCAACUCCCACCAGCAAUAGGAAGUCUCACUAAUCUUACAUACCUGAACAUAUCCUCGACUGCAAUCACAUGCCCACCUGACUACAGCAGCUGCAUGGUCCCACAGACCACUUCAAGUGCUUUCUGCAGCCAGUGUGCCUCCUUCUGCACCACAUGUGUCAAGUCACCACCAGUGCCAAAACCUUCUCCAUCACCAGCGCCAGCACCCUCACCA